Molecule: messenger RNA, 1995 nt
Organism: Dictyostelium purpureum
Lineage: Eukaryota; Evosea; Eumycetozoa; Dictyosteliales; Dictyosteliaceae
Exons: 2
Coding region: 1-1995 (664 amino acids)
Biological process (GO): cytoskeleton organization; lamellipodium assembly
Cellular component (GO): actin cytoskeleton
Molecular function (GO): actin filament binding
Source: RefSeq, a predicted model, not a curated record
AUGGCAAAAGGAAAUAAAAAAGCAAGCUCUGCUAAAAAACCAGUUCAUGGUUUUACAAUUCAAGAACCAGAAGAAUUUAAAGAUAAUACCAGAGCAUUAAAAGCCGAAGCUGAAAAUAAGAGACAAGAGGGUUUCAGAAAAAUUAAAGAAGAAAAGUUACAAAAGGAACUUCAAGAAAAGAAAGAAAAGGAAGAAGCUGAACAAAAGAAGAAACAAGCCGAAAUCGAUGCCAAAAAGAAAGAAGAGGAAGCAGAGCAAGAAAAGAUUAGAUUACAAAAGGAAAAGGAAGAAAGACAAGAAAAAGAAAGAUUGGAAAAAGAAGAAAAAGACAGACUAGAAAAGGAAAAGAAACAACAACCAGUUGCCAAUGAACCAAAAUCAGUCGAACCAGAACCAGUUGCCUCUGCCAUUGCCGUUGAUUCUGUUUCCGCUACUUCGAUUGAACAAUCAUCACCAUCAAUUAACUCUAAAAAACCAAAAAAAAAUCAAAAUAAAAGAAAGCACAGCACUCAAUUAUCAUCAUUUGAAAUUAAUCAACCACAAGAUUUCACUGACGAUUCAUUCAAAAUCGAUAAUGAAGAUGUUAUUAGAUUAAGAUCAAAACUAAUCAAGGUUAAUAAUGCUAAUAAUAAACCAAAGAAAAAUAAAAAAUCAAACAGCAAACCAAAUUCACCAGCCAUUACUUCAUCAAAUAGUACUUUUGUUCCAUCAACUACCACCACCACUACUACAACUACCAAUACUUCCCCAUCAACCAUUACCGAAGAGCCACCAAAAUUUGUUGAGGAACCAAAACAAGCUGAAGAAAUUAAAAAGAUUGGUAUUAAAUCAUCAGAAAAGAAAGUUGAACAAAAAGCUUCACCAAUUCAAAAACAAAAGCAACAACAAAGACAACAACAAAAAUCAACCGAGGCUAAGCAACAACAACCAAAGAAAUCACCAAAACCUUCACCAGUUCAAAAGAGUGUUGGUUUCAAAAUUGUUGAACCAAACUUUGGUGGUGAACCAUCCAAACAAACUACCACCGCUCCAGUAACUACAGAGACCAACAAUGCUUCAGAUGCUACUACCGCCACUGCUUCCGCCACUCCAGUCGCUGUCUCAAACGGUAAAUCAAAUAAAAAGAAAUCAAAUAAAAAGAAACAACAAAACAAAGGUGAUGAUAUUGAUGUUUUAUUAAAGAAAAUUAAUGGACCAACUAUGAAAAAAACAAAGCCAGUUGCAGGCGAGCAAACACAAGAUUUAGAAGCAAAGAAAAAAGAAACUGCAGAGCAAGCUGAAAAGAAAAAACCAUCAAAGAAACCAAGUAAAAGAACCGAAUCAAGUGAAACAAAAGAAGAUGUUAAUGAAGAAGAACCAACCAAAGAAGAACCAACCAAAGAAGAACCAACCAAAGAAGAACCAGCCAAAGAAGAGCCAGCCAAAGAAGAACCAACAAAAGAAGAAACAACCAAAGAAGAACCAACCAUUCAAACACCAGUAAAGGAAGAAAGAAAACCAAUUGGUGGUGUUAAUAUUUUUGGCGAAGCAAAGGUUAAUUUAGGUGAAGUUGUACUCAAGAAGACUCAAUCAGAGCAAUCAUUGCCAGUCAAGGCUGAAGAGCCAAAGACUUUUGAUUUUAGAUCAGUAUUGAAGUCAAAAUCAUCAGAAAGAUUAGUUAAUAAUGAAGGUGCCUCAUCACCAGCCGUAUCAACACCUGUCAAAGCCACUCCAACCAAAACUCCAGUCGUUAUUAAAACUUCAUCAGUUCCAUCAAAUAUUAAUCAAGUUGUUUCACCAACUGCUACUACCUCAAUUCCAACAGAUGUCCAAACUUAUCCAUACGAAGACUUAAAGAAUCAUAAACAAUUAAAUCUUCCAGUUGAUAUAACCAAAUUAGAAAUUUAUUUAUCUGACGAAGAAUUCUUAAAAGUAAUUGGUGUUUCAAAACAAGAGUUUAUUAAAUUACCAGGUUGGAAACAAAAAUCUAAAAAGCAAGAAGCCAAGUUAUUCUAA